AUGGAGCUCUUGGUCCUGCUGGUUUGCAGCCUCCUGGUGUGGAGGGUGGGUGAGACGAGGUCGGAUGCUCCAGAAAAGUUGUCCCCGCUGGCUCCGGGAGCCCCCUUGGCCCCUUCACUAUCCCCUGCUGUCCCCCCAGCUCUCAGCAUGAAGGAAACCUUCCUGGUGCUCUCGCUGCACAACAAGUUGAGGAGCAAAGUGCAGCCCCCUGCUGCCAACAUGCAGAAGCUGGAGUGGAGCGAUGAGCUGGGGCGGCGUGCCGGGGCACGGGCAGCCAGCUGCCUGGAGGGCCCCGCGCCACCGCCAGCCCCGCAGCUGGGCUGGAGCGAGGUCCUGCUGCCGGCGGCCGCGGGAGGCUUCGGGGCCGUGCUGGAGCUCUGGUUUGCUGAGGGACAGCGCUACGACCACAGGACGGGGCGCUGCGCCGGCAAUGCCACCUGCCGCCACUACACCCAGAUGGUGUGGGCCACAGCGGGGCAGCUGGGCUGCGGCCGGCACCGCUGCCCCGGCCCCCACGGCCCCAGCGAGGCCUUCGUGUGCGCCUACUCGCCGGGGGGCAACUGGGAAGUGGCCGGGACGCCCAUCCUGCCCUACAAGCAGGGACCCUGGUGCUCCCUCUGCACCGCUGGCCUCUCUGGCUGCUUCAAGUCCUGGGACCACAGCGGCGGGCUCUGCGAGGUGCCCAGGAACCCCUGUCGCAUGAGCUGCAGGAACAGUGGGCGCCUCGACAUGAGCAGCUGCCAGUGCACCUGUCCCCCCGGCUACACGGGCAGGUACUGCCAAGUGAGGUGCAGCGGGCAGUGCCUCCACGGGAGGUUCAGGAAGGAGGAGUGCUCCUGCCUCUGCGACGCGGGCUACGGAGGAGCUGAGUGCGGCACAAAGAUCCAUUUCCCCUUCCAUGCCUGUGAUGUGCGGAUAGACAGCGACUGCUUCAUGGUGUCCCCAGAAGCUGACACCUACUAUGGAGCCAAAAUUAAAUGCCAGGAGAAAGGAGCAAUGCUGGCCCAAAUAAGAAACCAGAAGGUUCAGGACAUCCUGGCUUUCUACCUCAGCCGCUUGGAGAUGGGUAACAGGGUGACAGACACUGAUUUUGAGACUGGAAACUUCUGGAUUGGUCUCACCUACAAGACAUCCAAGGCUUCCUUCCGCUGGGAUGUGGGCGAGCCGUCCUCGUUCACCAGCUUCGCUUUCGGGCAGCCGGACAACCAGGGGUUUGGGAACUGUGUGGAGAUGCAAGCGUCAGCUGCCUUCAACUGGAACGACCAGCGCUGCAAGACCCGGAACCGGUACAUCUGCCAGUUCGCCCAGGAACACAUCGCCCUGUGGCAGCGGGACCCCUGA
Molecule: messenger RNA, 1341 nt
Organism: Pyrgilauda ruficollis (rufous-necked snowfinch)
Lineage: Eukaryota; Metazoa; Chordata; Aves; Passeriformes; Passeridae
Product: C-type lectin domain family 18 member A-like
Exons: 12
Coding region: 1-1341 (446 amino acids)
Source: RefSeq, a predicted model, not a curated record